This is a messenger RNA of Aquila chrysaetos chrysaetos, 6692 nucleotides long. RefSeq names its product ADP-ribosylhydrolase like 1 (gene ADPRHL1). Lineage: Eukaryota; Metazoa; Chordata; Aves; Accipitriformes; Accipitridae. Gene Ontology annotation, biological process: protein de-ADP-ribosylation. The transcript has 9 exons. The record is from RefSeq and is a predicted model, not a curated record. Gene Ontology annotation, molecular function: magnesium ion binding; ADP-ribosylarginine-[protein] hydrolase activity. The coding region runs from base 1192 to 2538 and encodes 448 amino acids.
UCAAGCCAAUCAAAGCUUUUUUUUUAUCUGCCUAAGUUUAUAUUUACAUUUGUGUUUCUAUCUGUAAAGUAGCAGUAACUUGUGAGUCUUUAGGACAGCGUGGAUGGUGACUCGGAACCACAUUCUGAGUCAGGCUGAGCAGACCCCUUGAAGGACGAUGUUGAGCCUACACAGAGACAGAGUUUGUGAGCAAAAUACGUUUUAAAAGCUGCAAGACUACGUAGCCGCUUCUUGCAUGGCAUGGCACAAUCACAGAAAAAACCUGCAAUAACAGAAUGAAGUGCAUAAUUGCACGAGUAUUGAGUUUGAGAGGAUGGUAUUAAUAAAGCUGGGUUCUUACUAAGUGAGAUUUCUUCAUACGUGAACUUUCUUAGACUCACAGGAUGCCAUUUAAAUACAUCUUUCAAAAUAGUUUCCUUCCAGAGUCCAAAUGUGGGCUGCACCUGAGCUUGGCAUUAGGAAAAAGUCACUCUUUGCCAGGGAGUAAAAGCCGUGGGAUUGAAGUUGGUGUUUUGCUCAGCAGUUAUCCAGGGGUGCAGUGAACUAGCAAAACCUUCUUGUAAUAGGUGGAACAGAGCAAUAAAAGCUGUUGACAAAGUAUCGCCCUAGGGCGUAGUUAGAAAUGGGAGAGGUCGUCUGCAUUUGACUAGAUUUCUUACUGCCUGACCCCUCAUGCUAGUGUUUACAGAGUUUGGAAACUCCUUUUAUCACAGGCUUUCCUUCUGACUGGUCCCUGAACGGGAGGCUGACUCCAGCAUAUCAGAAAAGGGCAGGAAAAUAUAUUAAUUUACAAGUUAUUAAAUAAAUAAACACCCCUGUGGAGGCAUCUGUUUUUCUGGGUGUAGAGUUACUUACGCUGGGUAGGGCUAAGGAUUUCCUGGCUUGCUUUACACUGGGUUGCAGAAACGAAGCUUUUGCACUUCGCUUUGCGGGUCCGCUCUUGCGGUUUCAUCGAACAAAGCCCCGGCGAAAUCCCUGGGUUAUGAAAUAUUUCCUCUCCGCCGGGUCCCAGACAAGAGAUGGCAUCUGCAGAGCCAGAAAAGGAAGUCCUUGCCUUAUAGAGAGCGCUCUCGGUGUGACACAAUGGCUGAUAUAAAGUGUCGGGGGAGCUGAGCCGAAGGCAAAGGAACAAAGGAAGAUCAAGAUUCGGUGGCUGUCUCGGACAAAAGGAAAGCGGACAGCGUCUCGGGGAUGGAUAAAUUUAAGGCUGCGCUUGUGCUGGCUGGGGUAGGGGAUGCUCUCGGUUAUCGCAAUUUCUCCCGAGAAAACAACGCCUUAGGUGCCAAAAUCCAGCAGGAGCUGAAGGAAAUUGGAGGGCUUGAGAACCUGGUGCUCUCUCCCGACAAGUGGCCAGUAAGUGACAACACGCUCAUGCACAUGGCUACAGCAGAGGCUGUCAUCACAGAUUACUGGUGUUUGGAAGACCUGUACCGGGAGCUGGUAAAGCGCUACGUGGAUGCUAUCGACAAGCUCUCGGGGAGGCGGCCAGACCCUGCUACCAUCGAAGGCUGCAGGGAAUUAAAACCAGACAACUACCUUCUCGCUUGGCACACACCGUUCAAUGAAAAGGGUUCUGGAUUUGGAGCAUCCACAAAAGCCAUGUGUUUGGGGAUGCGGUACUGGAAGCCGGAAAGGCUGGAGUCUCUUAUCGAAGUGAGCAUUGAAUGCGGGCGCAUGACUCACAACCAUCCUACAGGCUUUCUGGGGUCCCUGUGCACAGCUCUUUUUGUGGCAUACGCAAUACAAGGGAAACCCCUCGUGCAGUGGGGAAGGGAGAUGAUGAAGGUUGUGCCGAUGGCUGAAGAAUACUGCAAGAAGACCAUUCGCCACAUGGCAGAAUAUCAGGAGCACUGGUUUUACUUCGAAGCCAAGUGGCAGUUUUAUUUGGAGGAGAGAGAAAUCAAUGAGGAAAAUCAGAAUAAACCUGUCUUUCCGGACAACUAUGACGCAGAGGAGAGAGAAAAGACGUACCGGCGGUGGAGCUCCGAGGGCCGGGGGGGGAGACGAGGCCACGAUGCCCCCAUGAUCGCCUACGACGCCUUGCUGGGCUGCGGCGGGGACUGGACGGAGCUCUGCAACCGCUCCAUGUUCCACGGAGGAGAAAGCGCGGCUACCGGGUCUAUCGCCGGCUGCCUGUACGGCUUGGUUUACGGCAUGAGCAAGGUCCCCAAAGGAUUGUACCAGGACCUGGAACAACGGGAGAGGCUCGAGUACUUGGGCGAGAAUCUUUACCGACUAUCCACGGAGGAAAACACCAAAAGCACACGCUUUUGCGGAGAUGAUAAGAUGCUGGUAGACCCUUUGGUGCUGAAGAAGAAGCUCAAUAGGAUGGCGACAGAGCAAGGGGCCUUUGCUGUUCUCAGCAGCCUGCUGCUGUACGUCACCGAGCUCGCGGCCGGCGAUCCACAGCUCAGCAACAAGAGGACAAAAUGGGCAGAAGGUAAAGAAAACAAGAGAUACAGCACUAGGAGACUCAGACGCAGCACCCUGCAUUCAGGACAAGUCAGGCAGAGUCAUCUUGUGAGGGUUAAGUUUUAGGUUGCUGCAUGACUUAAUCUCUGCUGGUAAGACAUAAAUCAUCCAUCCAAGUCAAUUGACUGUUCCUCCCUGAAGAGCACUUAAAACAUGACAGAGAUUUGCACUAAAUGCAUCCUUAAGGGUAAUGCCUCACUUAAGCAAAUCAGCAAGUUUUGUUUCAGGAGUUGACACAAUUAAUCCUCCAGGAAAGGAGAGAGCAAGGCCAUACGAAUUCCAGUGGUGAUGGCUAGAAGAGCAGUAGAAGAUUGGUGUGUCUUGCAGUCAACAGCCCAAAACAAGCCGCUCCAGACCAUGCUGGCAGGAAAUUUAGCACUGGUGAUAAGCAAAGAAAAGUCAGAAAUGGGUAUUUCGGAAAGAACGGGAGUUCGAGGAAGGGUACGCAGAUCUACGCCGGCUGUGCCAGAAGGGGUGCAAAUGGCAAGGCUCGGACCUUGGUGACGCCCUUGCCCAAGGGAGAUACGCAACAGAAAAUAAGGUUUCAUUCCCAGUGCCCAGGAAUCCUUCCCGGCCUCCUUUGCCCCAGGAGGAGAGGUCCCGAGCCUCUGCUCUCCUUUAAGCACAUCUCCCACCUCGUCACAGGAGAGGCGGUGGAGGGAGCCCUCCCAGGCUCCUAUUUCACUUUGUCUGACCGGGUAACAGGUAUUUUUGACACAUCUGCUGGCACAUCUCUUGGCUUUCGUGGUUUUGCAUGGUGGGUAUAAUUCUGUACAGUUCUGUUGCUCCACCAUGCUACAGCCUUCUGCUUUACUAAAACGCAUCUUUCGAGGCAAGCAUCUCUCAAGGUCACUGAAGGCACUAGGUUCUUAGCCCUCACUAAAUGCAGCAGGAGGGGUUUCUUGCCAGUUUUAGUAAUGCUUCCUUAAAGCCCUGGCUUUGCUAUAGACACAGACAGAUAAUCAAAACCAGGCCAGGCACACAGAAAAUAAAGAAAAAACAAAGCCCAGGUGGAAAAGGUUUUUCAGCAUUACACCUCUGUUGUGACACAGUUUGAACUUUCAGAUUCUUAUGCAAUUAACCUCUGAUAGAGAUUUUUUUUUAAGGAGACUGGACAAAAUGAAUGACAAUGUCAUUUCACCAGGUGUAACCCAUUGCUUUGGAUUCUCCAAAGCAUAGAUUUCCAGGAGCUUUUGAAAGCCUGAAUAAAGGAGGUGUUUAAGGGGAGUCCCGACUCCGAGCUGGAACUGGGGCACCUGAAGGGUCCCAGCUGAAGAAACUGGUCUGAGGUGGGUUCGGUGGUAAGUGGUGGGGUGGAGGUCGGGGCAAGCAGAGAAGCCAUGCAGGCUUCCAGGAGCAGCCAUCAGUAAAGUCUUUCAGAUUUUUUAUGUCCCCUCUAAUUAGGCCAUAGUAAAAAAUCUCCCCUAGCACUUCGUAUCAGCAGGACACCUCUCAGAUGGGCUUAGUCGUAGGGGAUUCGCAGAAGGAUUGGUUUGGGGUGAUUUGGGUAGCCAAGCAUGGACCCAAAAAAACCUGCGCGCCGGUGUGGAAGCACAGUCUCCUUCCCACCGUCAAACACGUGCCCAUCAUCUCCUACAGCAGCGCAGCCCUCAGCUGAGAUGCUUGGAGGUCAGCGGAACAGACCCGGGUCUCCAGAGUCCCAGCUUUGUAAAGAGACCACCACUUUCUCCAAAAGUUUCAUGAAGCGAACGUGAUGCCCGUAUUUCUGGGGCUUCAAGAGAGCUCAGAGGACCCAGGGAAGGGCUGAGAGCUCCCUCUCCCCCCCAGCUCAGAAAGCCGUGCUGGAUGAGCGCUGCCUCCAUGAAACUGUAACGAACAGCUCCCGCUUGCUGAUUUCUUUUUUUUUUUAAGUUGAAAGAGGGCAUAUAAAGCAUAGCCACUCUCAGCAAAAACAGCCCAAGCCCUGAGAAGUUUUAGCCAGUGGAAGAACUCAGGCCAGUGCUGUAGCAUGAGGCACGACAGGUCCACAUCAAAGUUAGGAAAUGUGUCACUACUUUUCUCCAGACCUCAAAACCGGGAAGAAACUGUUGACCUGGUAGUGCUGUCUGAUUCCAAAUUGUUCAAAUGAAACAAAAAAAAAAUUAACGAAUGCACACUUCUGGCUCUGAACUGUGAAAUAACUGAGUAAUUUAUCAGCAUCUUCUGGAGUUGUUUCUCAGAUGACCUUUAACACAUCAUGCAUGAUAAAAAAGAUAGAGACCAUGACCUUAAGUGGUACAAUUUACCUCAGGUUUUCGCUGUUAUACUUUUUUGGAUAUCAGUGGAGCUGGUAAUAGAAGAAAGCACUAAAGAGAAUCGAAAAGACCUCAUAUUAAAAUGCAGCUCCCCCUUCGCCCCCAUUUUAGCUUUUUCAUCUCCACCUGCGCCAGCAGAUCCCAGCACACCGGGAUUAUUCAGGAUUUCGGUGAAGCAUCCCGAGGAGCCGCAGAGGAGAUCUCUGGGCUGCUGACAGGAAUAACGCUCCACCUAAUGGCUGCAUUUGUAAAGCAGGGAUGAAGGCAGAGGAAAAGUGGGAAUAGUGAUAGGAAUAGUAGGGAAAUUCAGGGAACCAUUUCUUCUCUUAUUCCUGUGCCGGUGAGGACUGUACAUCAUCCAGAAGGAGCUCGUCUGUGUGACCAGAGAAACCUUACAAGUAAUAACUGGGGAUCCUUAUGGCUUUUGGGGUGGGGGGUUGCUCUGUAGCACAAGGAAAUCUCUGUUGCCUGAGCAAUAAGCAUAGAGGUAUUAUCAGCUGUUAGGAGAAACAAUUUUAACUACUUCACUCACUAUGUGGUUUCCAAAAUGUGUCAUGUCCUCCAAGCUUUAUUUCUCUCUUUCAUUUCUGUGAGCAUCUCUUUUUAUAGAAUGAAGCAUUUUUCACUCCUCGAUGAGAACUUUCAGCACAGGAGGAAAAUCUUGCUGGGUAUCUGCUUUCCUGCCAACUAAAAGACUUUUUGUGUACUGAAUAGCCAAAGCAGCAGCAGGUCAGUAUUUUACCUCUUUACGACCUGAAGGAACUGAAACAGUUUGGGGAAUUGCUAGACACCUCCCGCUAUGGUGCUUGGUUUGUCCUUACCAUGCCUUCAGUCGCUUGUAUUUCACUGAGCUGCAGGUGCAAGAGCAACUUGUAAGAUGGUGGGAUUUUCACUUGGCAAGCAAGUGCUACAGCAGCCUUUCAAUGAUGCGUGUCAUGCAGCAGCAGAAAUAUACUGCCAGAGGGAAAAUUUCCUGAGAUAAUAAAGCCAUAAAAAUCUAUAAUGCACUGAACCGGUUAGCCUCAAAAAGCCACCAAAUAACUAUUCGAGCCUAUGUUUUUGAAAAUGGCUAGUGAUUCCAAAUAUCCAACAUGGGACACCUUAUCAAAGGAUCUGAUUUUGGGGGGAAGUGCUCAGUACUUGCUGUCUGAAAAUCAAGCUUCAUUCAUAAGAUGCCUUAUGUUAGGCAACUAAAGCCCCUUCUAAAAAAAUUGACCCAGAUUUCUGAAAUACAGGAGACUUUCACAGGCACCUACUUGCCCCUGCAUCUACAAAAAAAAAGGCUGAGAACAAAAGAAUUGGUGAGCAGGGACCGGCCAGCUCGCCACGGCCCUGUGGGUGAAUGGAGCCAGUGCAGGUUGCUUUUCCCGCACGGAAUUGCAGCCACUUUCUGCAGACAGCACACCUUUUUGGCCUCACCACGGCAGUUGCUAAGCCAGCCGCUCUGGCCCUUGUAGGGAUGUGAGAGAGUCUUAAUGUGGUUGAGAUGCACCUAAAAAGAAGGUGAGUCCUUCCUAUCGCUGUGCUCCCCGAGGCUUCUGGAAGGAAUGAAAGCAAGAAAACUCUUGGACACUGUAGAGCCAGUCCAUCCUUAUCAAGAAACAACUGUGUUUAGUCAAGUUACACCACCAGAGUGAAAUGCUUGUGUCCCUUGGUAUUCGUACCAAUACAACGGACUACCCAAAGGCAGCUCUGGAUUGCUAGCCCCAGUUACUGAGAUCUUUCAUUCUUCUGAAGAAUGGGAACAGUGCGGGCAGCGGUGAUCCAAGCGCCCAAAUAGGGUCCCACCAAAUGUAUCUCAGCUCUAACUAUCUCCAGACUCCAAGAAACUUAUCGCAGAAGAACAGAAAUCCCCAAAAGACAUCUUCUUUAUUAACUCAUUUAAAUUGCACCCCUCAUGUAACAAGAAAGCCUGUACCAUUGUCAUAUCACACAGAUUUCUUAAUAAAACUGUUUUCCUUCUUA